Messenger RNA from Eleginops maclovinus (Patagonian blennie), 1161 nucleotides. RefSeq names its product sterol carrier protein 2b (gene scp2b). NCBI's taxonomy places the organism in Eukaryota, Metazoa, Chordata, Actinopteri, Perciformes, Eleginopidae. The transcript has 5 exons. Bases 174 to 593 code for a protein of 139 amino acids. The record is from RefSeq and is a predicted model, not a curated record. Gene Ontology annotation, cellular component: cytosol.
AAAUAUAAGUAGAAGAAGAAGAAGAACAUCUGACAUCGACACAUCGAGUCUGCAGAACGGCGAGAGGACGAAGAAACACGGAAGUGUAGUUUUCACACAGACAGGCAAAGUACAAGCUAGCUGUUGUUCUGUUGCACCUUCGGCUCUGUUUGUCCACCUAACAUUACAGCAAAAUGCCUGAAAUACAGACAAGAAGGAUUCAAGCCAUUUACACCAGUGCCAGUGACGGCCUGGAGGGCUUCAAGGCACAUGCUGUGUUCGAGGAAAUCAACAAGAAGCUCCAGGAGGAAGGGGAACAGUUUGUGAAAAAGAUCGGGGGGGUGUUUGCCUUCAAGGUAAAGGACGGCCCCAAUGGUCAGGAAGGUGUUUGGUACGUGGACGUGAAGAACGGCAGAGGCUGCGUCCACAAUGACACGGCUAAGAAGGCAGACUGCACCAUCUCCAUGUCCGACACAGACCUGUUGGCGCUGAUGACGGGGAAGAUAAACCCACAGACUGCGUUUUUCCAGGGCAAGCUGAAGAUCACAGGGAACAUGGGCCUGGCUAUGAAGCUCCAGAGCCUGCAGCUGCAGCCGGGCAAAGCCAAGCUGUAGGGCAACGGCCCCCUCGACACACCUCUGAUCACUAAGUUAACCCUUGAAGAAAUUAACAGCAAGUCUGACGCGUUUCAGAUCGGUGUUAAAGGUCCGUAAAGCUUCUCAUCACAGGACUGAACCACUUUCCCUUCUAGUGACCUCACUGACCGAGCGGGGGAUUAGUCAGUAGCCCUGCUAAUAUAACUGGAGCACAAGAUAGACGGGCAGAUAAUUAAUUCUCUAAUAAAGUCCCACUCAUGUAAUUCAGUACACCAGAGUAGAUACAGGGGCACUUAUAGAUACUAAUUCCGUUUAUGUCCAUUUUUCAAAAUCUACCUUUUGAGUGUAUUGUGUCUGGAAAUGAUUUGAGUAGAUGACAUUUUCCUCAAUCAUGGCCACAACAGUCUAAGUGCCUCCUCGUCUCGGACUUGCAGUUUGCUCUUAAAGUUUUUAGCCAACAAACAGAAAUGUUUUUCACCGUGGCCGCCCAAACUUUUAACAGACGGGCUUGUCGUUAUCUGCUGUACUAUCAUUAAUGUAUGGAAAAGAUUUCUACUAAAUAAAAUUGCCUUUGCUGCAACAUCAA